CUAACGUCGUUAAAACGCUUCUCGGGUCGUUCGUGAACCUCCAUUCCGCCACCUUUCGCUCCGUUGACUUUGACGGACUUCCGUACCACUGCUUCGCCACCAUCUCCUCUAUCCGAAGCAUUACCCUAGCAGGGGUCACGUUUUUAGACAUUGCGCACUUCAACACUUCCUUAUCCUAUCUGACCUCAUUGAAGAAGAUGAAGGUCUACGCUAUUAGGUUCGUAGGACAGGCCAUGCCGAAUUCGAACGGCACUAUCAGGCGUCCCCGUGUCCAAGACCUGAAGCUGCCUUGCAAUCUACAUGAUGGCCCGGUUCUAGAAGCAUUCGCUAAUGGGGAUUUAAUAUCCUUGGAAAGCUUGCGUAUUCUAUCAACCGUGUUUUGUCCGCAAAAUAUUUCACAUCUUGAAAGGCUGAUCCAAACACCAUCCCUUCAAGUCUUACGGGUCACCGGUCUCCAGCCUGGAGAUUUAGGGUUGCGUGAUCCUCUGUCUCUGGGCGAUAUCCAUACCUUUGUGCUACAAAUCAACUGGUACCCAGACGAUUCUCAUCUCUCUGUAGUGCGAUGGUGGACUAGAUGUUUGGCGAUAAGCCACUCCUUGCAAAAAGUCACCAUCUUGUAUGACACUCGUCCUCCAUUCAGUAAUCCGCACACCCCGGAUACCAAUGAUGAAGACUCUGCAAGGCUCGCUUGGAUGAACUUGGAUAGAGUAUUCUCGGAAAAGACUCCCUUCACCUUGCGGGGCUUUCGUAUGAUGCUUUGCACCAAUCUUUUCAGAAAAGAAGACAGGUUAGAACUGAAAGAGGGUAUGGAGGAGAUGUUCCCGGGUAUACAAGCACGGUGCAAGCUCCGGGUGGAUGUGGUCAAAGACUUUCGUUCCGUAAUCCCUCGGUGAUUGCCCCUACGAUCCAGGACAUGAACCUUC
This is a messenger RNA of Desarmillaria tabescens, 923 nucleotides long. RefSeq lists its product as uncharacterized. The record is from RefSeq and is a predicted model, not a curated record. Lineage: Eukaryota; Fungi; Basidiomycota; Agaricomycetes; Agaricales; Physalacriaceae. Bases 198 to 893 code for a protein of 231 amino acids. The transcript has 2 exons.